This is a messenger RNA of Dendrobium catenatum, 537 nucleotides long. RefSeq names its product NADPH-dependent 1-acyldihydroxyacetone phosphate reductase-like. Gene Ontology annotation, cellular component: endoplasmic reticulum. The record is from RefSeq and is a predicted model, not a curated record. Bases 1 to 537 code for a protein of 178 amino acids. NCBI's taxonomy places the organism in Eukaryota, Viridiplantae, Streptophyta, Magnoliopsida, Asparagales, Orchidaceae. The transcript has 2 exons.
AUGGCGGAGCCGGAGAAACAGGUGGUUUUGAUUACCGGCUGCUCUGAGGGAGGUAUUGGAUACGCCUUUGCUCGGGAGUUUGCCUCGAAUGGCUGCCUAGUGACGGUCACUGCUCGGUCGUUAUCCUCUAUGAGAAGUUCGGAAGGUGACCAAAGGUUCUUCCUCCUUGAGCUCGACGUACUCUUUGACGAAUGCAUCCAGAAGGCAGUGGAAGGCACAUUGGCGGGGUUUGGUUGGAAUCAUAUCUUAAUCAAUAACACCGGCAUCCACAACGUCGCCCCUCUCGCGGUGGUCCCUAUGUCUACCGUCGAGCAUGUGAUGAGCACUAAUGUAUACGAUUUACAGAGAUAUGGCCUAAAUCCGGGGUCCUUGGGAGGAUUUAUCGGGAUUUGCGAAGUUCUCCUCCGGCGAGUGAGCGAGCGAGCGAUCUUUUGUCUUGAAGGAGGAGGCAGAGAUGGUUAUCUUCACAGUGAGCAAGCUCCUGACGUGACCUCCAAUCAAAUGUCGUCAAAGGAUGAGGCGAAGAAGCUUCUUUAG